CCAGGGCGGGGCGGGGCGGGGCUGCUGGGCCAGGACCCGGCUCGUGCUGCCGCCGCAGAGGCUCAAGUCUCUGAAGGCCUAGCCCCACUCAGCGGAGAUGUGGAAUCCCCUGCGCGAGAACGACUCCGCUGCAGGCCCCGGACGCCGCCCGCGCUUGCUCUGCGCUGGGGCGCUGGUGCUGGCCUCUGGCCUCUUUAUCCUCGGCUUCCUCUUCGGAUGGUAUAUAAAAUCUUCCAACGAAGCUGCAAACAUUGUUCCACAGAAUGGUCUGAAGAAAGCAUUUUUGGAUGAAUUGAAAGCUGAAAACAUCAAAAAGUUCCUAUAUAAUUUUACACGGAUACCGCAUUUAGCAGGAACAGAACAAAACUUUGUGCUUGCAAAGCAAAUUCAAUCCCAGUGGAAAGAAUUUGGCCUGGAUUCUGUUGAGUUAGCCCAUUAUGAUGUCCUGUUGUCCUAUCCAAAUAAGACUCAUCCAAACUACAUCUCAAUAAUUGAUGAAGAUGGAAAUGAGAUUUUCAAUACAUCCUUAUUUGAACCACCUCCUCCUGGAUAUGAAAAUAUUUCAGAUGUUGUGCCACCUUUCAGUGCCUUUUCUCCACAAGGAAUGCCAGAGGGGGAUUUAGUAUAUGUUAACUAUGCACGAACGGAAGACUUCUUUAAACUGGAGAGGGACAUGAAAAUCAAUUGCUCUGGAAAGAUUGUGAUUGCCAGAUAUGGGAAAGUUUUCAGAGGAAAUAAGGUUAAAAACGCCCAGCUGGCAGGGGCCAAAGCUGUCAUUCUUUACUCAGACCCCGCAGACUAUUUUGCUCCUGGUGUACAGUCCUAUCCAGAUGGUUGGAAUCUUCCUGGAGGUGGUGUCCAGCGCGGAAAUAUCUUAAAUCUUAAUGGUGCAGGGGACCCUCUCACCCCUGGAUACCCAGCAAAUGAAUACGCUUAUAGGCAUGAUAUUACAGAAGCUGUUGGUCUUCCAAAUAUUCCUGUUCAUCCAAUUGGAUACUAUGAUGCACAAAGACUCCUUGAACACAUGGGUGGCUCAGCACCACCAGAUAGCAGCUGGAAAGGAGGUCUCAAAGUGCCUUAUAAUGUGGGUCCUGGCUUUACUGGAAACUUCUCUACACAAAAAGUCAAGAUGCACAUCCAUUCCAACAGUGAAGUGACAAGGAUUUACAAUGUGAUUGGUACUCUCAGAGGAGCCAUGGAACCAGACAGAUAUGUCAUUCUUGGAGGUCACCGAGACUCAUGGGUCUUUGGGGGCAUUGACCCUCAGAGUGGAGCAGCUGUUGUUCAUGAAAUUGUGAGGAGCUUUGGAAAACUGAAAAAGGAAGCAUGGAGGCCUAGAAGAACAAUUUUGUUUGCAAGCUGGGAUGCAGAAGAAUUUGGUCUUCUUGGAUCUACUGAGUGGGCAGAGGAGAAUUCCAGACUCCUUCAAGAACGUGGAGUGGCCUAUAUUAAUGCUGAUUCCUCUACAGAAGGUGAAUAUAGUAGUCCUCAUUAAAAAAAAUGAUUG
Messenger RNA from Ictidomys tridecemlineatus (thirteen-lined ground squirrel), 1507 nucleotides. The record is from RefSeq and is a predicted model, not a curated record. Lineage: Eukaryota; Metazoa; Chordata; Mammalia; Rodentia; Sciuridae.